This is a messenger RNA of Vitis vinifera (wine grape), 2026 nucleotides long. Its product is annotated as serine/threonine-protein kinase PCRK1. Lineage: Eukaryota; Viridiplantae; Streptophyta; Magnoliopsida; Vitales; Vitaceae. The coding region runs from base 258 to 1589 and encodes 443 amino acids. The transcript is spliced from 4 exons. Gene Ontology annotation, molecular function: protein kinase activity; ATP binding. The record is from RefSeq and is a predicted model, not a curated record. Gene Ontology annotation, biological process: protein phosphorylation.
AUAGACCCACACUAUCAGAUAUCAGAAACUACACCUGCUCUCUUUGUUUUCUAUUGUUUAUUUUUGUUUUAUAAAAACGAAAACAAACAAAACUAUGUUUUAAUUUUUGUUGCCGCCUAAUUUUCUAAUAAUAUUUCCACAUUCACAUUCAGAGUUGGUUCAUCCUCCUUACAUUUGACUCUUUCUUUCUCUCUCUUUCUAAAACGAUUGAAUAUUAUUAUCUCUAUGCAUUCUGGGUAGAGUAAUCCUUCGGAGAAAUGAAGUGCUUCCAUUUCAACAACGGAGAGAGAAGAGAGGAGGAAGACGGCGUCCUUUCCAGGGCCUCCAAGGUCUCCUGGGCUCGUUCUCUCAGCGUCGCUUCCAGCAGUGCUGACGUCCGCCGCUCCGAGUUCGACUUUGAUUCCAGGGACCUCUCCGACUCCGUGUCCUUCCACGAGUUCUUGGCGCAGAGGCGGGCCAAUGAUCUGCGGGUGUUCACCUUCUCGGAGCUCAAAUCGGCGACUAGAGGGUUUAGUAGAGCUCUGAUGAUAGGGGAGGGAGGUUUCGGGUGCGUGUACAGAGGUGUGGUGAGGGUUCAUGCUGAUGAAGCUCCUGAUUCAAAGAUGGAUGUUGCUGUAAAGCAGUUGAAUCGAAAUGGAUUCCAGGGGCACAAGGAGUGGAUCAACGAGGUGAACUUUUUAGGUGUAGUUAAGCACCCAAAUCUGGUGAAGUUAGUGGGAUACUGUGCAGAAGAUGAUGAAAGAGGGAUCCAAAGGCUAUUGGUUUAUGAGCUUAUGUGUAAUAAAAGCUUGGAGGACCAUCUGUUGGCUCGGGUACCAUCAUCGCUCCCGUGGAUGACAAGACUAAAGAUUGCUCAAGAUGCUGCCCGUGGUUUGGCAUACCUUCAUGAAGAAAUGGAUUUUCAGCUAAUAUUUCGAGAUUUUAAAACAUCAAAUGUUCUGCUAGAUGAGGACUUUAAUGCAAAGCUCUCUGAUUUUGGACUGGCUAGGCAAGGACCAAGUCAAGGAGUUAGUCAUGUUUCAACAUCAGUUGUAGGUACAGUUGGUUAUGCAGCUCCGGAAUAUGUUCACACUGGCAGGCUAACUGCAAAGAGUGAUGUAUGGAGCUUUGGGGUGGUUCUAUAUGAGCUCAUCACAGGAAGGCGAGCAGUGGAGAGAAACCUUCCUCGUAGUGAGCAGAAGCUCUUGGAAUGGGUGAGACCUUAUGUCUCGGACUCAAAGAAAUUUCAUCUUAUUGUAGACCCGCGACUUGAAGGAGAGUAUUGCAUCAAAUCAGCUCAGAAGCUUGCAUCCCUAGCUAACAAAUGCCUAUCAAAGCAGCCAAAAUCCCGUCCUAAAAUGAGUGAGGUGGUUGAGAUCCUGGGAAACAUUAUUAGUGAGAUAGCACCCCAAGAAGAGGUUGCCCCACAACCCAUCAAUGAAACUGACAAUGUGAAGGAAGAAGCCGAAGAGGAAACUGAGCCCAUCAAACAGGGGAACAAUUACCUGAGGAAGGUUUUUGAUCUCAAAGACAUGGUGAACUUAAGAACCAAAUCUGUCGGGAAGUUAGAUUGGAGAAAUUGGACCCCUGGUAUGGUAAGAACCUGGUAAGAAGCUAAUAGAAAGAUGCUUGCAGUGGACAAGCACAUUCUAUUCUUUCAAUAGAAAAAUGAAGCUUGCCAUCCCUUGAAGUUUGGAGGGUAUUUAUUUUUCUCUUCAUUCUUCUGUUUGCAAGAUACUUGUAAAUAUAGGGUGAGGAAAGCUAAAUGAAGGGGCAUUUAUGCCUCUGGAUGAACAUGGAGAGGGGCACAUUUUCCUUCUCCAGAAUUUAUAUAUAAUGUGUUUUGUCCUAGAUUUGGCCAUGAUGAUGCCAAUCAAUAUAAGAAGUAUUAUCUUAAAUACUAGUCAGUUUGUAGAGCAGUGAUGACGAUCCAACAGAGCAGUUAUGUAGCACACAAUGCCCCCUUGUGGAUAUCACCUAUGGUUGUAAGUAGAAGUAGAAGUAUCUUCUGGGUUUGAAGUCGAGAAUUCUCUUCAAGUUUACCUCA